AUGUGUGAUUGUUUGUGCUGCAUCUCUCCGCAACCCUGCCCACCCUUCUAUUUACCAAACAAACCAGGCACCACUACUGUACUUGCUUUAGCUUGCUCUCUUUGAAUCCCCAUCCUCACCCAAACCGCACAUUCUCUCUUCUUCUGUGUGUUCUGCUCUUUUAGGGUUUCUCUCUUGUGCUUCAUAAGAUUCUGCUGGAAUCUCUAGGCUCAUUGUUUGUGAAGUGAAGAAGAGAAAAUAGGAGAGGAGAUCAGAGGAGCAGGAUGUCGUCCCGAGGGGCGGGGCCCUCCUCGGAGGCGCCACAGAGGCGGAUCAUGCGGACACAGACGGCGGGGAACCUCGGGGAGUCGAUAUUCGACAGUGAGGUGGUGCCCUCCUCUCUUGUGGAGAUAGCUCCCAUCCUCCGUGUUGCCAAUGAGGUUGAAAAGACGCAUCCCAGGGUUGCUUAUCUCUGUCGCUUUUAUGCAUUCGAGAAAGCUCACAGGUUGGACCCCACUUCAAGUGGUAGAGGUGUUCGCCAGUUCAAAACAGCCCUUCUUCAACGACUCGAAAGAGAAAAUGAUCCCACUCUCAAGGGAAGGGUCAAGAAAAGUGAUGCUCGUGAGAUGCAGAGUUUUUAUCAGCAUUACUACAAAAAAUACAUCCAAGCUUUACAAAAUGCUGCUGAUAAGGCCGACCGUGCACAGCUUACCAAGGCGUAUCAGACUGCUAACGUUCUUUUUGAGGUUUUGAAGGCGGUUAACAUGACUCAAUCUAUGGAAGUUGAUCGUGAGAUUUUGGAAACCCAAGAUAAAGUUGCAGAGAAGACUGAGAUCUUAGUCCCGUACAAUGUUCUUCCACUUGAUCCUGAUAGUGCAAAUCAGGCAAUAAUGCGAUUUCCUGAGAUACAAGCUGCUGUAUAUGCUCUUCGUAACAUCAGGGGUCUUCCCUGGCCCAAGGACUACAAGAAGAAAAAAGAAGAAGACAUUCUGGAUUGGCUUGGGGCGAUGUUUGGAUUUCAGAAACACAAUGUUGCAAAUCAGAGAGAGCAUUUGAUUUUAUUGCUUGCUAAUGUUCAUAUCAGACAGUUUCCUAAACCUGAUCAGCAGCCAAAGUUGGAUGAGCGUGCACUGACAGAAGUGAUGAAGAAACUUUUCAAGAAUUACAAAAAGUGGUGCAAAUAUUUGGGUCGGAAAAGUAGCUUAUGGUUACCAACCAUACAACAAGAAGUGCAGCAGCGGAAGCUCCUAUAUAUGGGUCUGUAUCUUCUAAUAUGGGGUGAAGCUGCCAACCUACGAUUCAUGCCAGAAUGUCUUUGCUAUAUAUAUCACCAUAUGGCGUUUGAAUUGUAUGGAAUGCUAGCUGGUAAUGUCAGUCCAAUGACGGGAGAGAAUGUCAAGCCAGCAUAUGGCGGUGAAGAGGAGGCUUUUUUAAAGAAAGUUGUUACUCCAAUAUACGAUGUGAUUAGACAGGAAGCUGCACGGAGCAAAAAGGGAAGGUCAAAGCAUUCACAAUGGAGGAACUAUGAUGAUUUAAAUGAAUAUUUCUGGUCAGCUGAUUGCUUUCGGUUAGGUUGGCCAAUGCGUGCUGAUGCUGAUUUCUUUUGGGUGCCAUCAAAUGAGCAGUCUAGUUUUGACAAAUCUAACGAUGAGAAGCCAACUAACACAGACAGAUGGGUUGGGAAAGUGAAUUUUGUUGAGAUAAGGUCAUUUUGGCAUAUUUUCAGAAGUUAUGAUCGCAUGUGGAGUUUUUUCAUUUUGUGCUUACAGGCAAUGAUUAUUGUUGCUUGGAAUAAAUCUGGUGACCCAAUUGCAAUCUUCAAUGGUGAUGUGUUCAAGAAAGUGUUAAGCGUGUUUAUCACGGCCGCUAUAUUGAAGUUUGGGCAAGCUUUUCUUGAUGUUGUUCUGAGUUGGAAAGCACAACGGAGUAUGUCGCUGUAUGUCAAGUUAAGAUACAUUUUGAAAGUUGUUUCAGCUGCAGCGUGGGUGAUUGUUCUGUCAGUUACUUAUGCGUAUACCUGGGACAAUCCUCCUGGGUUUGCUCAGACCAUCAAACGUUGGUUUGGAAACGAUUCUAGUUUUCCUUCAUUGUUUAUUUUGGCUGUUGUUAUUUACCUGUCACCAAAUAUGCUCGCUGCUGUAUUCUUUUUGUUCCCAUUCAUUCGCCGCUUCCUUGAGAGGUCAAACUAUAAGAUUGUGAUGCUAAUGAUGUGGUGGUCACAGCCUCGUCUUUAUGUUGGAAGGGGGAUGCAUGAGAGCGCAUUUUCCCUUUUCAAAUACACAGUGUUUUGGGUUCUUCUUAUAAUUACAAAGCUUGCUUUCAGUUACUAUAUAGAGAUAAAACCGCUGGUGGGACCUACAAAAGCUAUAAUGGGUGUAAGAAUCACGACUUUCCAGUGGCAUGAAUUCUUUCCUCAUGCUCGGAACAAUAUUGGUGUUGUUAUUGCACUUUGGGCGCCAAUCAUUUUGGUAUACUUUAUGGAUACCCAAAUUUGGUAUGCAAUAUUCUCAACCUUAUUUGGUGGUAUUUAUGGUGCAUUCCGUCGUCUCGGAGAGAUACGGACGUUAGGAAUGCUUAGGUCGCGUUUUCAAUCACUGCCUGGUGCCUUCAAUGCUAGUUUGAUACCAGAGGAAAAGAAUGAACCAAGGAAAAAAGGAUUAAAAGCCACUUUAUCUCGCAGAUUUGCUGAGAUCCCAUCUAACAGAGGGAAGGAAGCUGCUAGAUUUGCACAACUGUGGAAUCAGAUAAUCACCAGCUUCAGAGAGGAGGAUCUUAUUAGCAAUAGGGAAAUGGACCUUUUGCUUGUACCUUAUUGGGCUGAUCGUGAGUUGGACCUUAUACAAUGGCCCCCCUUUUUACUUGCUAGCAAGAUCCCAAUUGCAUUAGAUAUGGCUAAGGACAGCAAUGGAAAGGAUAGAGAGCUGAAAAAGAGAAUUGAUGCUGAUCACUACAUGUCUUGUGCUGUUCGUGAGUGCUAUGCUUCAUUUAAGAGCAUUAUUAAACACUUGGUUCAAGGGCAACGCGAGAAACCGGUUAUUGAUUAUCUUUUUACUGAGGUAGACUCACAUAUAGAGGAGGGCAAACUGAUAACCGAAUUCAGAAUGAGUGCCCUUCCUAGCCUCUACGCACAGUUUGUUCAGCUAAUAAAAUAUUUGUUGGACAAUGAUAAGAAAGAUAGGGACCAAGUUGUAAUUCUGUUCCAAGACAUGCUGGAGGUGGUGACAAGAGAUAUAAUGAGGGAAGAGCAGGAUAAUUUAUUCAGUUUGGUAGAUUCAAGCCAUGGUGGGACUGGACAUGAUGGGACGCUUCCCCUCAACCUUGAACCAGAGCCACAACAUCAGUUAUUUGCAUCUGAAGGAGCUAUCAGGUUUCCGAUUGAACCACCUUCAGAAGCUUGGAAAGAGAAGAUUAACCGGCUCUACUUGCUGCUUACAACAAAAGAAUCUGCGAUGGAUGUACCAUCCAACUUGGAAGCAAGAAGGCGUAUUUCAUUUUUCUCCAACUCACUGUUCAUGGAUAUGCCAAUGGCACCAAAAGUUCGCAACAUGCUCUCGUUCUCGGUUUUAACACCAUAUUACACAGAAGAGGUUCUAUUCUCUUUAACUGAUUUGGACUCACCAAAUGAAGAUGGUGUAUCUAUAUUGUUUUACUUGCAAAAGAUUUUUCCAGAUGAAUGGACCAACUUUCUGGAGAGAGUGAACUGUAUUAGUGAGGAGGAUCUUAAAGGAAAUGAAUCUGAAGAAUUAGAAGAAGAACUUCGUCGCUGGGCAUCAUAUAGAGGCCAAACAUUGACUAGAACUGUAAGAGGCAUGAUGUAUUACAGAAAAGCUUUAGAGCUCCAGGCUUUUCUUGAUAUGGCCAAAGAUGAAGACUUGAUGGAAGGUUAUAAAGCCAUAGAAAACUCGGAUGAUAACUCAAGCGGGGAAAGGUCAUUGUUGACACAAUGUCAAGCAGUGGCUGAUAUGAAGUUCACAUAUGUGGUAUCAUGCCAACAAUAUGGUAUCGACAAGCGAUCUGGUUCUCCACGUGCACAGGACAUAUUAAGGCUUAUGACAAGAUAUCCUUCACUACGCGUUGCCUAUAUUGAUGAGGUAGAGGAAACUAGCAAAGACAGAGACAACAGACAAAAAAAGAUCAACAAGGUUUACUACUCUUGUUUGGUUAAGGCUAUGCCAAAAUCCAGCAGUCCUUCAGAACCUGAGCAGGCUCUUGACCAGGUCAUAUAUAAAAUAAAGCUUCCUGGACCGGCCAUUUUAGGAGAGGGCAAGCCUGAAAAUCAGAAUCAUGCAAUUAUUUUUACACGUGGAGAAGGCUUGCAAACGAUAGAUAUGAACCAGGAUAAUUAUAUGGAAGAAGCUUUGAAAAUGAGAAAUUUGUUGCAAGAAUUUCUUAAGAAGCAUGAUGGUGUGAGGUUCCCAAGUAUUCUUGGACUAAGGGAGCAUAUAUUUACUGGAAGUGUUUCUUCCCUUGCUUGGUUCAUGUCAAAUCAAGAGACAAGUUUUGUGACAAUUGGACAGAGACUGUUGGCUAAUCCACUGAGGGUUCGUUUCCACUACGGUCAUCCUGAUGUCUUUGAUAGGCUUUUUCACCUUACAAGAGGGGGUGUGAGUAAAGCUUCCAAGGUUAUCAAUUUGAGUGAAGAUAUUUUUGCUGGAUUCAACUCUACGCUGCGGGAAGGCAAUGUUACUCAUCAUGAGUACAUACAAGUUGGGAAGGGAAGAGAUGUGGGUCUCAACCAGAUUUCUAUGUUUGAAGCUAAAAUAGCUAAUGGAAAUGGAGAACAAACACUAAGUCGAGACAUAUACCGACUUGGACAUCGUUUUGAUUUCUUCAGAAUGCUGUCCUGUUAUUUCACCACAGUUGGAUUUUAUUUCAGCACUCUCAUAACUGUUCUCACUGUAUAUGUAUUCCUCUAUGGUCGUCUCUAUCUUGUUCUGAGUGGGCUUGAAGAAGGUUUGAGUACCCAGAAAGCCAUUCGAGACAAUAAGCCUCUUCAAGUGGCUCUUGCUUCUCAAUCAUUUGUUCAAAUAGGAUUUUUAAUGGCUUUGCCCAUGCUGAUGGAAAUUGGCUUGGAAAGAGGUUUUCGAACAGCACUUAGUGAGUUCAUAUUAAUGCAAUUGCAGUUGGCCCCUGUGUUCUUCACUUUUUCGCUUGGGACAAAGACUCACUAUUUUGGAAGGACAUUGCUUCAUGGAGGCGCAAAAUAUAGACCAACUGGCCGAGGGUUUGUUGUUUUUCAUGCCAAGUUUGCCGACAACUAUAGACUGUACUCUCGCAGCCACUUCGUUAAGGGUAUUGAGCUCAUGAUAUUGCUUGUUGUAUACGAAAUAUUUGGUCAUACUUAUAGAAGUGCUGUUGCAUAUAUCUUGAUUACCAUAUCAAUGUGGUUUAUGGUGGGAACCUGGCUCUUCGCUCCCUUCCUGUUUAAUCCAUCUGGCUUUGAAUGGCAAAAGAUUGUUGAUGAUUGGACUGAUUGGAAUAAAUGGAUUAGCAACCGCGGAGGUAUAGGUGUACCACCUGAAAAAAGUUGGGAAUCUUGGUGGGAAGAGGAACAAGAACAUCUCCAACAUUCAGGACUGCGGGGAAUUAUAGUGGAGAUACUGUUAUCAUUGCGAUUUUUUAUUUACCAGUAUGGUCUUGUAUAUCACUUGAAUAUCACUGAAAGGAACCCAAAAAGUUUUCUGGUAUAUGGCAUUUCAUGGUUGGUGAUCUUUGUGAUAUUGUUUGUGAUGAAGACGGUAUCUGUUGGGAGGCGGAAAUUCAGUGCAAAUUUUCAGCUUGUCUUUCGACUAAUCAAGGGAUUGAUAUUCCUAACUUUUGUGUCGAUUCUUGUCACUUUGAUUGCCCUUCCGCACAUGACAAUGCAGGACAUUGUCGUUUGUAUUCUUGCCUUCAUGCCAACUGGUUGGGGAAUGCUGCAGAUUGCACAAGCAUUGAAACCCGUGGUACGGCGUGCGGGAUUCUGGGGAUCAGUAAAGACUCUUGCUCGUGGUUAUGAGAUUGUGAUGGGUUUGCUUUUGUUCACUCCCGUUGCGUUUCUUGCUUGGUUCCCUUUUGUUUCAGAAUUUCAAACACGUAUGCUCUUCAACCAAGCCUUCAGCAGAGGAUUGCAAAUUUCUCGUAUCCUUGGAGGCCAAAGGAAGGAGCGGUCGUCUCGCAACAAGGAAUAGUUUGUCUAAGAAAGCCUUACUAUUAUUAUUUUAAUAGCCUGAAUACCUUGUUAUAUAUAGCUCAACAAGUUUUUUCUGUAACAAUUGUAAUUAGUUGCAAGUAACUAUGAAUGGGAGGCUCAGCCUUGAUUACUAUCAAACAUUAAUGCAAGUUAUUUUCUUUUCUAA
Arachis stenosperma is the source of this 6317-nucleotide messenger RNA. Its product is annotated as callose synthase 3-like. The coding region runs from base 264 to 6149 and encodes 1961 amino acids. Gene Ontology annotation, biological process: (1->3)-beta-D-glucan biosynthetic process. The record is from RefSeq and is a predicted model, not a curated record. The transcript is spliced from 44 exons. Gene Ontology annotation, molecular function: 1,3-beta-D-glucan synthase activity. Gene Ontology annotation, cellular component: plasma membrane; 1,3-beta-D-glucan synthase complex. NCBI's taxonomy places the organism in Eukaryota, Viridiplantae, Streptophyta, Magnoliopsida, Fabales, Fabaceae.